Molecule: messenger RNA, 4884 nt
Organism: Oncorhynchus kisutch (coho salmon)
Lineage: Eukaryota; Metazoa; Chordata; Actinopteri; Salmoniformes; Salmonidae
Product: adhesion G-protein coupled receptor D1
Exons: 25
Coding region: 387-3047 (886 amino acids)
Biological process (GO): adenylate cyclase-activating G protein-coupled receptor signaling pathway; cell surface receptor signaling pathway
Cellular component (GO): plasma membrane
Molecular function (GO): G protein-coupled receptor activity
Source: RefSeq, a predicted model, not a curated record
AAUCCUAGAACAGACAGAGCAGACCACAUCAAGCAAGGAAGAGCAAAAUCCGUCGCUGGAAUCGUCCAAUAUUUCUUAUUCUGUAUUUAGAGACGAGGAUUACCAAUUUUGGGGAAGUUCUGAAUGGAUACGCACAUUGGCAGUAUAUUAUGAUGUGCCAAUUUCACUGCUAAAUUUGAAUGCAGUUUUACAAAAUGUCAGGGAAUUAAGUUUUGUGUGACAAUUGUUUUUAUUGGAAACAUGGACUAAUACGCAGCGAAGAGUGAUUUUUUUCAGUGUCUUGGAAUAAUGAUUUAUUCCGAGAUUGAACGUGUAUUUGGGAUUUAAACUAAAUUAACCAGUAUUUUUGUAGUAGUCUAUUUGUAGUUUUAAUCAAGUGCCAAGUCAUGGAACUAUUAUUCGAAAUUCUGUUUGUAACUGCUUUUGUCACUUUGAUUCAGGUUAAUGGCGAAGUAGUAAAGCCAAAGCCAUCCAAGCAUCCAGGCCUCCAGGUGUUAGGCACAGCCUCACACUAUUGGCCGCUGGAUAAGGUGGACGGGAUCCAUGGAUUGUGGGACCAGAUUGGAAACAGACCAGGUCAUGUUAAUGGAAGUAAUAUAAACAUAGUUGAAGGGAUGGUCAACAAGGGGAUCUAUCUGAAUGGAGAUAAUGGAGGCACAUUUCUCCACUUUGGGAACUACCAGAACACCUGCAUUAGUGACCCCACUCUGUGUGGCCCUGAGGGGAUUACAUUUUCCUUCUUUUGGAAGAACCAGGAGGCAGAGUCCCGUUUUGCAAUAGUCUCUGGAGGGAAAGUCAUCUCCAAUGGCUUCUCUGUCUAUGCCAAUGCCUACAUUGGAUAUGUGGAGUUCUACACACGAGGAAACUUCAAGAGGUGGAGGGCUAACAUCAAUAUACUAGGGCCCUUCUGGACCCACAUUCUGUUCACCUGGACCCUGAAGGAUGGUCUCAACAUCUACAUCAAUGGGACAUUCAACACCAGUGACCCCACUGGCAAUGUGUCUAUGAACUAUGGAGACCCUUACCCUGACCUGGUCAUUGGGACAGGAAAUGACCAGUCCUAUGGACACCAUUUGACAGGAGCCUUUGAUGAGUUUAUCAUCUGGGAGAGGGCUCUGUCACCACAGGAGAUCCUUAUGUACUACAAGGCUGCCAUAGGUGAUGCUUGGACUUAUCCUACCACAGCAAGUGUUCCUAAAGAAGUCUCCUCUACGACACAAACACCGGGAGUCACAGAUGUGUCCUAUUCUAUCAACACCAGGCUGAGUGAGGAGAUCCACAGCUCCCAAGACUCUCUGCCCAUGCAAGGCUUCCUGGAGUUUCUGCCAUUCAGCCUGCCCAACAAGACCAUCCCCCAAGACACUGCCAACAACCUCACACAGGCCUUUCUGAAGAGUGUGGGGGAAGUGCUGUCUUCUGAAGUGGCUCGAGAGGAUGAGGAGUCCACCCCUGUGGUCAGUGGGCUGAUUGAGACAGUGGACAAAGUGAUGGUCCAGAUGGUGUCCAGCCUGGAGUCCAGCCCCAGCCCUCACUCUCUCAUCUCACUGGGAGGAAAGUCCUUUGUAGCAGAUUACUCUCUAAUGAAGAUCCCACAGAACUACAAUCUUCCACUCUACCGCUUCCCCACGCAAGGAAAGAACUACAUCUCAGUGCCUGGCGAGGCAUUCACCAUGCAGUCCCAAACCACCAUUGUGGGUGUGUUCUACCACAACAUGCACAACUACUACACAGGGAUCAGCCCCCUCAGGACCAGGAUCAACGAGGCGGCUGAUUUCAAAGACCAUAAGAUCCAGGUGGCUAGUUUCCUCAUCUCACUGAAGGUGGAGCCAUCGCCUGCCCUGUCCGUCAACCUGUCUGGGUCUCCGCUCAUCAAGAUCGUCCUCACACACAUCCUGAACAGGGAUCAGCAGGGUCAAGCCUUAAACCAGAGCAACAAAGUGUACCUCUACUGUGCCUUCCUCGACUACAGUUCAAAGGAGGGUGUUUGGUCCAAUGAGGGCUGUGUGCGGUCCGAAGGGAACAUGUCCUACUCGGUGUGUCUGUGUAAUCAUCUCACCAACUUCGCCAUCCUCAUGCAGGUGGUGCCCAUGGAGCUUUCCAAGACCCACCAGGUGGCGCUAUCAACCAUCAGUUACGUUGGCUGUGCCAUCUCCAUCUUUUGUCUGACCAUCACUCUGGUGACGUUUGCAAUCCUGUCGACAGUGAGCACUAUCUGUAACCAACGCUACCACAUCCAUGCCAACCUGUCCUUUGCCAUUCUGGUUGCCCAGAUCCUGCUGCUCAUCAGCUUCCGCUUUGAUCCGGGCACGCUGCCCUGUAAGGUGAUGGCUGUGCUGCUCCACUUCUUCUUCCUGAGUGUGUUUGCCUGGAUGCUGGUGGAGGGCCUGCACCUCUACAGCAUGGUCAUCAAGGUUUUCGGCUCCGAGGGCAGCAAGCAUUUCUACUACUACGGGAUUGGCUGGGGGUCUCCACUGGUGAUCUGUGUGGUUUCUAUGACAUCAGCCUUGGACAGCUACGGAGAGGUUGGGAACUGUUGGCUGUCUUUGAAGAUCGGGGCUGUUUGGGCCUUUGUGGCACCAGCACUGUUUGUCAUUGUGGUGAAUAUUGUGAUUCUUAUAUCUGUGACAAGGAUCAUCUCUCGUAUUAGUUCAGAGAAUUACAAGGUUCAUGGAGAUGCCAACUCAGUCAAGCUGACUGCAAAGGCAGUGGCUGUACUCCUUCCUAUUCUGGGCAUCUCCUGGAUCUUUGGGGUACUGGCCAUCAAUGAUCACUCACUGAUGUUCCAGUACAUGUUUGCUGUGUUCAACUCAUUACAGGGAUUCUUUAUUUUCCUGUUCCACUGUCUUCUCAACUCUGAGGUCAGAGCUGCCUUCAAGCACAAAACCAAGGUGUGGUCGCUUACCAGCAGCUCCAUUCGCAAUAUUAAUGUGAAACCCUUCAACUCUGAUGUUAUUAAUGGAAACAGAGGAGGCGUGAGCCCCACAAAGAUGAACACAUGGGACAAAAGCACCUACUCAGCCAAUCGGAUCGACCUGUCCGCUGUGUAAAACUACAGGACUUCGGAUCCAGUAAUGGCGGAAGUAGGAUGCCAUGCCAACCUUGGGUUCACUAGUUCACUAGAUUCAUUGACAAACACUUGCUUAAGUAUUGUGUUGUUGCCCACUGUUAUAUGUGAUGUAUGAUCCACUCUCAUGGACUUUAAAGGAAAAGCCUUAGAUAAGGGUGUGUGUUGUGGUGUAGCUACAUAGUCAGGAUGUCAUGCGUCUUCAUGUAGAGCUCUAUACACAGCCUCCCCCUCCCUUACUCCUCCACUGUGCAAUGAUUUGAUGUAAAGCUGUAACCCCAAAGGGACAUCAGCACACCCUGAAGACAAAACAGACUCAAGGGACUGUGCCUUUCAACUUCUCUAAUAAAAGACAGCUGGCCAGACGCAUAUGCACUCUUAGAAAAAAGGGUUCUUCUGCUGUCCCCAUAGGAGCACCCUGUUUGGUUCCCACGUAAAACACUCUGUGGAAAGGGUUCUACAUGUAACCCAAAAGGGUUCUACCUGGUAACAAAAAGGGUUCUACAAAGGGUUCACCUAUGGGGAAAGCUGAAGAACCAUUUUAGGUUGUAGAUAGCACCUUUUCUUUCUAAGUGUAGGGAUGGGAAUUCUGAGGGGACUUUGUGAGAUUGUAAGAGCCCUUGGUCUUGAGAAUUUAAAACAUGCCAUUAACUGUUUCAGAUUGUUUGUGUCCAACAGUGUAUUAUGUCUUGAAAUGUUUCUUCCCAAGUAUUUGUCAUGAAUAAUUAUCCAUUUGACCAGAGGCUAUCCAAUGUUUUGCAUUGGUAUAUUUUGUGAUAUGUAAACAUACUUUAGCUUUAACUUUGAGUUUUAUUGUUACUUUCAGAAUGAAUUAUGGUUUUGACAAGUCACACUGGAGGCUAUAACAGCCUGGUAAUGGGUUUGUGCAGGAUGGUUAUUCUACUACAGGGUCCUAGCUGGAUGGUACAUUAAGCAUUAUGUGUUGAACCAACCAAUGAAAGAAUAAAUAACAAUGUUCUUCUUUUCUGAAAUAUUUAAUGUCCAGAAAGUGCAAAACAUUGAAUCUGGCACCAAACAAACGUAACUUAGCACGCACGUACAUACAUACAGGGAUGAAUACUUUCAUGUAAAAAGUGUAAUCAAAUGAACACCUCCACAGUUUAAUGUAUUUAUUUAUGGAUCUUGUCAUUUAAAUUUUUUUAAAUUUGCAAAGCAUCAGAGCACACAAGUCACAAUGUUUGAUACUCUGCCUCUCUUGAAGUUCUUUGUUGUUUCUUCUGACAAUGAUGAGUUGAGAUGAGUUGACAAUGCUAUUUCCGAAUGUACCUCAUGUCUCUCUGUAAGCUGCAUUAUUUCAUGCUUUUUUAUAAAAUAGAGAAUUAUUGCAUUAGACAUAGUUCUGUGAAUUUGUAUUUGUUUUCAUUUAUCUUUUUAAAUUACACAGAUCAUUAGAUUUUUUUUUUGUCAUGAUUUGUCUUUGAGGAUACAUAGUAAUAGCAUACACAUGUAUUUCACAAACAUGAGUCCAAAGUGUAUUCUUGUUCAGUUUCGCUGAGAUUGGAGAUGUCUUGUUUAAAUUCUUGAUUGUUCUGACACUGUACCAACACUUAGUCUCCUACAAUAGGAUUUACUUUAUGAAAUCAUUUAAAAGCACUUCCUAGUCUUUCAGAACAGACCAUUCUAUCAUAUGGACUGCAUUUGUUUGUUCUACAGUACUUCCUAUGUUCAACGUUUCUCUCUUAUUUCUGUUGUGGAAUAAAAAUACAAACAAAAAAUGGAUUGAAUGUAAUUCCUCUGUCAACUGUCCUCAGUAGCUAAUGUAUGUAAAAAAUCUAAUAAAAACUACUGUUACACCUGCA